This is a messenger RNA of Trematomus bernacchii (emerald rockcod), 3155 nucleotides long. RefSeq names its product inhibitor of nuclear factor kappa B kinase regulatory subunit gamma (gene ikbkg). The record is from RefSeq and is a predicted model, not a curated record. The coding region runs from base 371 to 2167 and encodes 598 amino acids. Gene Ontology annotation, cellular component: nucleus; cytoplasm; IkappaB kinase complex. NCBI's taxonomy places the organism in Eukaryota, Metazoa, Chordata, Actinopteri, Perciformes, Nototheniidae. The transcript is spliced from 15 exons. Gene Ontology annotation, biological process: positive regulation of canonical NF-kappaB signal transduction. Gene Ontology annotation, molecular function: K63-linked polyubiquitin modification-dependent protein binding.
CUCGGGGUAAAGAAACCAUUAGUAUUUCCUGAGCUAACAACACUCGUUCUGGCUUUGACAGAUAACCUCAACAGACCUUAAACACCUACAUUGUGUUAGGAUAACAUCACAAAACUUGGGAGAAUGCCUUUCUGAAGACACACACUACGGUGAAGUAGGUUGUUGUUUAUGCCAGUCAUCAAUUGCCUCAGACAUUGAAGCUUCUGGCUGCUACAAUAUCCUAGCUAGCUCAUUAGCAACAUCGCUAGCUUUGUAGCAUCAGCCAGCUUUCUAGCGGUGGCUAAACAGAUCCGCUCACAAACAGGCUGAAUGUGAGUAACAGCUUGCUGACCUGGUACCCGGACACACACCCUGAACAAGAAGAGAGGGGAUGGUGCAGCCCCAGCCUGAUGGCCCGAUGCAGUGGGACAUGCCGGGAGAAGACAUUGGCGGGACCCUCAGGGUCCCCCCGGAGCUGGCCUCCAAUGAGGUGGUGACCAGGCUGCUGGGAGAUAACCAGCAGCUAAGAGAGGCCCUGCAGCGGAGCAACCUGGCCCUCCGUCAGCGCUGUGAGGAGAUGGAGGGAUGGCAGCAGAGGACCAGAGGGGAGCGAGAGUUUCUCAGCUGUCGUUUCCAGGAGGCCAGGGCCCUUGUGGAGAGGCUGGCCCAGGAGAACCACUCCCUGCAGAGUCUGGUGAACGGGUCGGGCCCCUCCUCCACCCACUGCUGCAGCUCCAGCCAGACCGAGGAGCUGCAGGCGCGCCAGGCCCGGAGCAGGCCGCUGGACGGACCGCAGACACUUGAUCAGCGGGAGAAGAAGCAAGUGGAAGAGACGGAUCAGAACACACAGACCAUGCCGCCUCGCAGCCUGGGCGAUGCGAGUGUGCAUAGCUCCUUGAGUAGCGCCCUCCCCUCUCCCUCCUCCUCCCUUUCAGAGGUAUGGGGGGAGAAAGUGGGCAUGAAAGAUGGCCAGCCUGUGGAAGGUUCAAACGAUUUCCUCCAGUUGCUGAAGAGCCACAAAGAGAAACUGGAGGAAGGGAUGAGAGAUCUGAAGAGGAAGAAUGAAGAGCUGGAGAGGGAGAGGGAGGAGGGGGAGAAAGAGAGAGAGCACAUGCGGCGCUGCUUUGACCAGAUGCGGAACAAACUGGCCCAGCCACAGGCAGUCAACGUUUCUGACGAGGCUGCCCAACAUCGCUCUGAGGCACAGCACUCCUCUGACUGGUACCGUGAUUUGGAGGAGAAGCUGGAUUACCUGCAGAAGAGUUCAGCUCAGCGGGACCGAACUGAAGCUCUGCUCAAACAGAAGGACAAGGACUGCGCACAGCUGGCCAAGGACUGUGAGGCUCUGAAAGCUCAAGCCACGUCCCUGUUAGGAGAACUGAACGAGAGACAGAGCUGCCUGGAGAAGAGCGAGCAUGAACGCAAAAUACUGGAUGAAAAGCUGUGCAGUAAGAUGAAGGCGCUGCAGGUGGCCGAGCGGGAGCAGGAGCAGCAGAGGAAGCAGCAUCACGUAGCCAUGGACAAGCUGCUGCUGCAGACCCAGAGCCUGGAGACCGCCCUGAAGACAGAGAGACAUGUGGUCACAGAGGAGAAGAAAAAACUGACACAAUUGCAGCAUGCCUACACGUGUCUUUUUAGAGACUAUGAUACCAAACUGAAGAGUGAGGGAGGAGAUCUGUGCAGCCGGCUGGAGGAGGCGGAGCGGGCGCUGGCCCUGAAGCAGGACCUCAUAGAUAAACUGAAGGAGGAGGUGGAGCAGCAGAAAGGCUCUCUGGAGACCGUGCCCGUCCUCACUGCACAGGCUGAGAUCUACAAGGCAGAUUUCCUAGCAGAGCGAGAAGCGAGAGAGAAGCUGAACCAGAAGAAGGAGGAGCUGCAGGAUCAGCUGACUCAGGCCCUGACUGAGAUUGACAGGCUCAAACAGGAAGCCACAUCAAGAGCACGCAUCGAGCAGAUGAAGCUGAGACACCUGGAAGACUUUCCAACAAGGGCGCCACACAUUCCCCCCCCUCAAGCUUUCAACACGGUGCCACCGGCCCCCUCGUUCCGCCAUCAGGGUUUGCCCCCCCUUGGUGAUCAAGGAGCCGCUGGUGCUGAGGAGCUGCCUGAUUUAUGUUGUCCUAAGUGCCAGUACCAGGCUCCAGAUAUGGACACGCUGCAGAUACAUGUCAUGGACUGUAUACAGUAACAUGAGCGUACAGCACACACACACCUACAGAUUUACAUAGAAAGUACAUUUAAUUUUCUCACGUUUCCUAGUGUCUACUCCUAGCAUUGGGCACAACUUGAUAAACAUCUUUGGCUGUGGCCCCUUGCUCUCUGACACACACUUCAAAACAGACACACAAACCGAAAUACUUGCUGUACAUCUUACAAUUUUAACAAUCGAAUAUGUUGGAAACAAGACCAUUGGCAAUCAAAUGACAGUAUGAAGUGAAAGCGGAGAAUGACAGCAAAUAAUGAGCACAAUGGAUUACAAAUUGUGCUGUAGCUUUUCAAUUCUGCAACUCGUGCUUUUCGCGUCUUUCUCUUUACUCCUGGCACUUUUUAUUUUUCCCUCGUCAUGCCUUGCCUCUGAGAUGGCCCACUGACAAACAUGUCCAUCAGUAUUUGUAUAUGAAUCCUGAUAUCUUGUCCCUCUUUGCUCUUGUGGGAUAGUGGCAAUCGAGGAGGUAAAUACAUACUGUGGAAUAAGUGUAUAUAGUUUGACUGCAUCCUCCAGGUUAUACACGUGUACAAUAGAUAAAUGGGGCCUUCAAAUGAGAAAUCGAAUGACAAUGUGAAUAACCUUGUGAGCUUUGAAUUAUAUACAAUACUCAAAUAUGUUUUGGUCAUAAAUGUUGCUGUAUACAUUACCUCCAAACAUGUAUUAUUAUUAGAAAUUAGAGAUGGAUUUACUCUAAUUGAAAAAAGUAGCCAUUCUCUAUGUUCUGUGCCUGUGUACACAUCUGACUGCACCACUGCUUUAACCCCGACCCUGAACGCACCACCCCUCUGUCUGUGCCCUUUAUUCUGUCUUAUCUAUACCUGUAGCACCUUGCUAUUUAUCUCUCCGCAGGUAAGCACAUCAAGGGUCCUUCACAGUUUGUGUGAAUAUUGUCUGUAAUGAUGGAUCAUUUGGUUCAAAGAUUAUUGUUUCAAACUGUUGAAGAUUUAAAUAAAUUAGUUAUUCAUUA